CGAGAUACUACGCUAUCGGUUUAAUCUUUCAGUCUGCAAAUGUAAUAUCCGGUAUUAAUCAAAAACAUGGAUAUGGUAUAAAUUUUUUUAAAAAAGGAGUUAAUUGUCUGUCGCAGUGGAUGGUGCAAGUCCUUUAGGAACCAGAUGUUGCAAUGUUUAUCUCGGUGGGCUACCUCGUAAUUGCUGCCUAUCAAUGGUACAGGGAUCGACUACGCCACUCUAUGAUCCACCGAUAUAUUUCAUCCUCUCUUCGAGUCGGAAGUGUAAUAGUUCAGAAAGUAGGGACACAAAAUCAGCGUGAUGUGAAACAGUCACUUUCCAGUUCAAAACUAGUGGAAAGGAUUGAUGAUUUGGUUGUGAGAGAAACGUAUAAUGAUCAAUGUAUAUCAGUGUCCCAAGCCGUUCCUAAGAUUAAAGUGAACCUAGAGAAAUGGACAGCGUACUAUCACGAUAUCAGUGACACACAGCUCACGGCAGAUGAUCAGGAAGUGACGGUUCUCUUGGAGUCUAUCCGACCAACAGAUAUAGAGUCUUUUGCAGAGGAGCAGGUGCAUGUUUCUCAGGCCAAGUCAUUCCAUAUUCUAGAUCAUGGUCAUCCAUUGGCUUGGAACACUGGUCCACCUUUUGGAAUUGUAAUGCAGUGCUCAGGACCAGACUUCCUGGCUCUCUGCCUGUCAUUUAUGGAUAAUAGUAUCAUAAUGGAAGAAGACCUACAAGUGAAUCGAAUUACCAGCAUUCAAACAAUAGGUAAGGCAGCCAGUUUGGUUAAUAUUGACAUGAAGGAAAUUCAGACAAUGGAGGAUGCCAGUAGCCAGUGGUCAAAUGAGUCCCUAGCCGACACGGCCAGUCUGGCUAAUCAGGACGCCCUAGAAACAUCCAGUCAAGACUGGGAGGGAGUGGACGCUGAGAAUGGGCUAGACAUGGACAGCUCGAACAGGGAGGACUUGGAUGCUGCCAUGGAAGAGAGUGGGUCAGGGGAGACCAUGUUUGACCCAAAGGAUCUCAAUGUGGUUCCGCUCUCAGCUGACAAGUCUGCCAAACCACCAAAUAUAGUGGUAUAUUGUGGGAAAAAGGAUGCCAGUAGAAAAUUUCAAAAUGUGAAGCAGGUCUUGCAGCAGUGUAUCAAUAAUGACUGUUAUGUUAUUUACUGCCUGAAGCAUGAUGAAGUUCACUCCGUGCCUUGGGCUGAAAACACAGCACUGUUGGUUCUUACGGAAGAAAACUUGUACGAUAAAUGUGACGACGUAGUUUGUCGCUAUUUUGAGAGAGGUGGCGGGUUGAUCAGCUUUGGGAGUAAUGUAGAUGCGAAUUUUGUACCCAGAAGAGAACUACACAAAGGAACUGGGAUACGCAGUGUGAGCUACGGUGUUUAUAAGGAAGUGCCUUUGUUGUGUGGGAGGCACUCCUACAUGAUUGACACCACCAGAUCAGACGUAGCCGUGAAAGGAUUGGCUACAGAUGACAAAGAACAGACGGUGGUGGUAGAAGUCACACAGAAUGUGACAGAACAAACUCCUGGCAGGGCGAUACUGUCUCAGGUAAUACAAACUCCUGGCAGGGCGAUACUGUCUCAGGUCUUGCUGGAUCAAGAUCCGACAGAUGUAGCCCUUACACAAGACUCAUUUAACCUGUUGAAAAAGUCAAACCCUACACGGUUUGAAAUUCUAAGCCUCAUGUUAACUGCCAUGGGAAUUACUUGUGAACAUGUGACCCAACCUGACCUUUCACCUUGUUUUAUGCUGGCUAAUGACCAAGUAAACAAAGUGCGACUUUUGAACGGAAUUGCACAGCGACUUAAGGGUGGUUUUCUGAAGUCUGCCUCAGUGACCCUUCAGUUUCUUCCAAGACUGGUGCCUGAUGUCAAGGUCACAUCAACAGUGCUACCUGUUAUUACAGACAAGAUGGAGGAGUUUAAAUUCUUUAAUAUUGAUGAAUACUGGGAGAAUUUGACGACAGCUAGGUUGGGAAAUCUUGUCCUCUAUGCAGAUGUUGUUCCCUCCACCAUGCCAUUGUUAGAUGGUCUUCAGUUUUCUGAGCCCAAGACAGUUGGUUUGAUAGCUAUAGCUGGCCGGCAGACUCAAGGACAAGGUAGGGGAGGGAACUCCUGGUUGAGCCCAGAAGGUUGUGCUAUGUUUUCCAUACAUGUGCGGAUUGAGGCAGACAACCCAUUAGGGCAGGCUGUUUCAUAUCUCCAACAUAUCACAUCGCUAGCUGUUGUAGAGAGUGUUCGAACCCUUCCUGGAUAUCAGGAUAUUGAUCUGCGUUUGAAGUGGCCAAAUGACAUAUACUACAGCGACAAGAUGAAGCUAGGGGGAGUGGUAGCUAGGUCCUCCUUUGUAAAUGGUGCAUGUGAUGCCAUAAUUGGAUGUGGCUUCAAUGUAAGCAAUGCUAACCCUACAAUUUGUAUCAAUGAUGUCAUCUCAUCAUAUAACAAAGAACACAACACAUCUCUCCCAUUGUUGUCUAAGGAGAAACUAAUGGCGCGGACCGUCAGCAUAAUGGAGAACCUCAUCAGUGAAUUUGAGAAGAAUGGACGUACAGAGUUCUGCAAGAAGUAUUAUCAAAGAUGGAUGCAUGGAGACCACAAAGUGCAGCUGGAUACAGAGGGAGAUGAAGUGUUCACCGUCCAAGGAGUGGACGAGCACGGCUAUCUGGAAGUGGUGUCGGAUGACGGAAAGUUAAUCAGCGUGCAGCCCGACGGGAACAGCUACGACAUGAUGAGGAACCUGAUUCACAUGAAAACACGCUAAAGACCUUGUCGUGUAGAUAGCAUUAGUGAUGCGUACUGUAGUCUGCUUCAGGAUGGUUCUGUAGGUGGUCAGAUUUAAAACAAGGAAUAUUUGUAGUAUUAGUCCAUUCCCAUUAUUGUUACUCGUAUAACAAAGGUGGUAUUAGUUGUGCCUGGUCAUAGUCAGCUGAUUUAUGAACCCAAGCUUCUAAAGCCUUGUAGACUGUACACAUGUGUGUGAUUGUAAAGUGAAUGUACUCAUUUCUUAACAGUUUUCUGUUGUGCAAGUAUGUUAAUGUAGUUUUAGUGAAGGAAAGGAAAGACUAUUACAUACAUGCAUGUUGUAGAAAGGCCCAUCCCUCAGUACAUUAACUAGGCUUAUGGAAUGAUGUCAUAUGAUGUCAUACAAUGUUUGUACUAUGUGGGGCAUUAAAACUCUGGAGACAGAAUAGAGUCAUGUAACCAUAGAAAUGUAAGUUCAAUACAUCCAUACUAGGUUGCUACUGUUUUACUAGGUUGAAGAGCAUAAUAUAAAGUUUGUGUAAUUGUUUAGGAAUGUUUUGUAGCAAAAAAAAUUUCUUGGAGAAUUUGUAAUUCAUGCAAGUAACUGUUGUGCCAUAUUUUUGUUUUGAAGUGCUGUUGAAAUCUAGAUAUAAAAAAUUAAUGAAGAAA
Molecule: messenger RNA, 3400 nt
Organism: Ostrea edulis (European flat oyster)
Lineage: Eukaryota; Metazoa; Mollusca; Bivalvia; Ostreida; Ostreidae
Product: biotin--protein ligase-like
Exons: 13
Coding region: 153-2750 (865 amino acids)
Biological process (GO): protein modification process
Cellular component (GO): cytoplasm
Molecular function (GO): biotin--[biotin carboxyl-carrier protein] ligase activity
Source: RefSeq, a predicted model, not a curated record